Hirundo rustica (Barn swallow) is the source of this 963-nucleotide messenger RNA. RefSeq names its product coiled-coil domain-containing protein 42-like. The record is from RefSeq and is a predicted model, not a curated record. The transcript has 7 exons. The coding region runs from base 1 to 963 and encodes 320 amino acids. NCBI's taxonomy places the organism in Eukaryota, Metazoa, Chordata, Aves, Passeriformes, Hirundinidae. Gene Ontology annotation, biological process: spermatid development.
AUGGAGACCUGGAGCAAAGAGAUGUCAGCCUUUUUCCUCAGGAUGUAUGAGGUGGAACUCCCAUCCUUGCUCAGGGAACUCACAGUGACAGAGGAGGACUCCCAAUCUUCACUUACUCACCUCCUGAAGAAGAAGAAAGAAGCCCGAGAGAUGGAAAAGACUCUGGCAGAGAAAGAUGAGGCCUUCAGGGAGAGGAUUAAAGUCAUCGCUGACCGGUGGAGGGACCUGCAUGCUGAGAGAACCCAGCUGAAAGCCCUCAUGGAGAGAUCUGGAGGGACUGUACAGGAACAUGAAGAGUUAAGAAUCCAAGCUCUGAAAAUAAUCAGCAAACAGAGAGAGGAGAAAAUGAAAAAGGAUGGUGAGCUUUUGAGAGCCAAGAUGGAACUGGAAACCCUCAGAAAAAAACACUGGAAUCUCUGCAAAAAAGUGCAGAAGUAUUCCAUCUUCAAGAAAUACCUGGAGGAUGUGGUGAAGGUCUCACAGUUUGAGGACAUCUCAGAAGUCAUUUCACAGUACAACUUGCUGGUGAGGACACAGAAGGACCUUCUGCAGUCACAACAGGGGUACAAGCAGCUGACUGAGCAAGACAAGGUGUUCCUGGAGCAGUACAAAGCAGAGAAAGAAACUGAGAUGCUUCAGUACAAAAAUGAGCUGAUGCAGCUCAAACUACGUUUUGACCAGGCUCAACGUGACAUCCCCCUCUGGGAGGCUCACUGGGCUGACAUCCAGAACAGGACUUCCAAGAAGACUGGGAAGCUGUGGACUAUCAAGCUGGCCAUCCAGAACCUUUUCCACACAUGCGUGCAAGCAGAGUGGAAUGUGUUGGAGUGUAACAGCCACAGACAGCUGAACAUGAUACAGCAGUUUAUCCAACACCUUAAAGACAUCCAGUUCUACGCAGGAGAUGUUGCUACACCUCUGAAGACAAAAGGGAUGUGGCAGCAUGACCUGUCCUGCCAGUGA